Molecule: messenger RNA, 2986 nt
Organism: Venturia canescens
Lineage: Eukaryota; Metazoa; Arthropoda; Insecta; Hymenoptera; Ichneumonidae
Gene: Atg4b
Product: Autophagy-related 4b
Exons: 7
Coding region: 120-1658 (512 amino acids)
Molecular function (GO): protein-phosphatidylethanolamide deconjugating activity
Source: RefSeq, a predicted model, not a curated record
CGGAGUGUCGCGUAUGCGCGUAUGCGUCGAGCGUUCGAGACAUGGAUGUAUGACGCGUUUUUUCCGUUUGACAAAAUAAGAAUAACGAAUAAAACAAAGAACUAUAGGUUUUUAAAUCCAUGAGUUAUCACAUUCGACAAACAACAAAAAUUUUUUAUCGAUAUUACUUUUUAUACCGAAGAAAAAUUUUUAUUAAAAAAACGUCGUAUGUGCAUUUUUAUCGUGAAUUAGUGAAGUUUCGUUGGGGUAUGAAUGGUCAGGUGCAACCACCGCGCGAGAGGUUAGGUGGCCUUAGCGCUACUAGCAUGGGCUGGUUUUCUGGCUUAAUUCCUCCAGAACACGUUUCAGCCCUGCCAGAAUCUUUACCUGAAACAGAUGCUGAAUUAGCUCUUCAUGAUGCUGUCGUCGCUACUGAAGUCGACAACAAAGUCAAGACCAAACUUCUCACCAUGUGGAACAAUGUUAAAUACGGAUGGGCUUCGAAAAUGAAGACUAACUUUUCAAAAGAAUCUCCAGUUUGGCUUCUUGGAUCACGAUACCAAAAGAAGUCAGAAGAUCCAAGCGAGGAGACCGAAAAUGAAUCAUUUAAAGAUGAUGCAUCAAAUUUGGAAGAGGGAAUGGAGGGUUUCAAGAGAGAUUUCGAAUCACGACUCUGGCUGACCUACAGACGAGAAUUCCCCAACCUGACUGGUUCGAAUUUUACAUCUGAUUGCGGUUGGGGUUGCAUGCUACGGAGUGGUCAAAUGAUGCUAGCGCAAGCGUUAGUUUGUCAUUUCCUUGGUCGUGGUUGGCGAUGGAGGCCGGACCAACACAUCGAAACGUCCGAUCAAUUUAAAAAGGAGGAAAGUCUUCACCGAAUGAUAAUAAAGUGGUUCGGUGACCAGCCGACCCCGCAUUCGCCUCUCUCGAUUCAUAGUCUCGUCUCCCUUGGUGCAUUGACGGGUAAACGUGCCGGUGACUGGUACGGGCCCGCAUCCGUCGCACAUUUAUUAAGUCAAGCUGUGAAAAAUGCGGCGACGACACGGAGCGAAUUCGAUAAUUUAGCUGUGUACGUUGCUCAAGAUUGUGCAGUUUAUCUCGAUGAUGUGAAAAGUGCCUGUGAAACUCUCAACGGUGGUUGGCGAUCGCUCGUACUUUUGGUACCAUUGAGAUUAGGCGCUGAUAAAUUGAAUCCCAACUACGCGCCUUGUCUCACCUCGCUCCUGGAGCUGAACGCUUGCAUCGGGGUGAUCGGUGGCCGACCUCGUCAUUCCCUUUACUUCAUUGGCUAUCAAGAGGAUAAAUUGAUUCAUCUCGAUCCUCAUUACUGCCAAGAAGCCGUGGACGUUUGGAAACACAAUUUUUCGUUGGAAACCUUCCACUGUGCGUCUCCGAGAAAAAUGUUGCUUUCGAAAAUGGAUCCGAGCUGUUGCGUCGGAUUCUAUCUUCAUGACAAGGAAAAAUUCGAAAGCUUCGUUAAAAAAGUCGAACCUUUUUUGGUGCCUCUGAAUCAGAAGGUGGAUUAUCCAAUGUUCCUAUUUUGCGAGGGAAGCGGUGACGACAUACGGCGAGGAUGCGAGGUGAGCGAGGGAAUGCUCACAUCGUCGACAUCGACAUCGGCACACGAUACGCUCGAGGAUGAGGCUCAUUACGAGUGCGAAGAAUUUGAGCUCAUAUGAGCUGUUUGUGAACCAAAAAAAGGUUUCAAAAAAUCGCGAGAGGUUAGCUCUUGUACUUAAGGACCGAUUAGACCGUCCGCGGAACUGAUUAGGAGAAAAAGAUUGAGAUAAAAACGGGAAAACAGGAGCCCUUCGACUCCCUGCUGGCCUUGAAUCUAUUUAUUUUAUAUAUACAUAUAUAAAAUAUAUAUGUAUAAGAAAAAAAUACGAAUUUGAUAAUUGGUAAAAAGGAACACGAUUUGCGCGAGAUUAGUUAUAAUUCUGUUUAUAUUUAAUUGAUAAGAGUGAAAGUGGCACUUUGUUGUCUCUAUGGAAAGAUUUCUUUCAAAACGUCAUGUGGUGCAAAUGCUCGAUGGUAUUUUCUUUUUCUCGAGCUAGAAUUAACAGCCAAAUCUUGAAAAGACUAUCGUUAAACUUCAAAUUAUUGUUAUCCAUCGUAUUUUCAUGAACACCCACGUCCAUAUACCCACUGUUUUAUUCAAAUGAUCUCAAAAUUUAAUGAUUUUGAUUACAUUAACGGCUAAGGAGAUCGUAAUGUUGAAAAAUAAGUCGCAAAAAUCCAUGCCGUGUACGAUGAAAUAUUUUUUUCUAAUGUCUCAUUCUCGCCUCUUAAAGUCAACCUUCUUUCGUUGAUCUCAAUUUAUUUUAUUGUUACGGGUGCUCUUUGAGUCUCGCGUAGAUCGCGACUCGAUUUUCGGACGCUCCAAUAGUUAUCAAUCCAUAUUUAUCUUCGUCCUGUGCUUUUUUCUCGGUCUCACAUACAUUUACCUCAAUAAUGCGAAGAAAAAUAAAAGACAGGAAAAAAAAGCGAAGGAAAAAUCUUGUUGUAAAUUAGAUUUGCAACACGGUGUCUUAAAUUCUUCAUCCUGUACUAUAAAUACUAUUAUGAACGAAGAAAAAUUGUUAAAUUUCAAGGAAAACAACAACAAAGAGCUGAUCGUGGAUAUUUCGUGUGUCUCAGACGCACCCAACGGUACGCACUCGUAGUUAAUAAAUAGUAGAAAAAAAUUCAAUCGAAACUUAAAUCGCGAAUAUAGAUUCUGUAAGUUAUUUAUUUAUUAUCGAAAAUUCAUCCGUCAUAAAGUUGUUAUUGUUCUCGUCCAUCGCUCCACACUCGUCGAACAAAACACAUACAUACCAUUCACAUAUUUACAUGUAAUAGAAGAAUAAAAAGAAUAAAAUGUUGAGCGAAAUAUUGUGCGCGAUGUGUAACAAGUGCACAGUGGGCACAACUGUGAUUUAGUCUCUCGGAUCAACGUUCGCUAUACCUGAUUUGUGGGAAUAACUGAUACGUCGAGAAUAAAAUGAAAGAUGAAUCGUAACAAAAA